AGAAGCAACGCGCUCCAUUAACACAGCGCACUGGUCCCUCGUUGCUUCCCGUAGUAAAGAAACCACGUUAAAACAAGUAUUCUGACUAUUCAAGCUUGAUCAGAAAUAAAAAAACAUAAUCUGUUAAGUAUUUAAAACCUUAAACUGAAGUAUCCUUACAUGUAAAUCCGUCUGUGGCGUUUCGUGUGUUCUGGCAAGACUCGGCUGCCGUAGUGACAACAUGGUGCUGGAGAAGAAAAGCUCCGCUCGUGUGGAGGCUGACUCCAGACGCAGAGUUCUAGAUGAAGCGACGAGGCAGAGGAGGCUGAGCCGGCAGCUGGAGGCUCUGGAGAAAGAUAACUUCCAGGACGACCCCCUGUCCUCGCUGCCUCCCCAGGUCCUACUGCCCGCCUACCUACCUUCAGCGAGACAGAGGAGCCAGGUGAGAGGACUCAAUCAGAUAGAAAUGAAACUGAUCAUUCACUCCAAAGAACUCGACUUGAUGCCGUUUGGCUUCACACUGUGUCUCUGGUACAACAUGGCUGAUGUUAGCUUAGCAACCGAAGCUAAACUCACUAUUGACUACUUGUUGCUAUCCUCUUGUGGCAGAAGCCGUUUUCUACAGGCACAUUUGACCUUUUCAUUAUGAUUCUACUUGUGAUAGUCGGACAUGACGACCUGUGCAGCCCUUGCAUUGAUUCCAUCUGAUAGCUGCUAUAAUACAAAACAACACGUCUGCCUGCUCUCCACGAUGAUCAAUGGAGCUGAGUCUCUCUCUGGAACAUGGAGCAUCUCUCUGAGGGACAGGUGGAGCUGAGUCUCUCUCUCUGGAACAUGGAGCAUCUCUCUGAGGGACAGAUGGAGCUGAGUCUCUCUCUCUGGAACAUGGAGCAUCUCUCUGAGGGACAGAUGGAGCUGAGUCUCUCUCUGGAACAUGGAGCAUCUCUCUGAGGGACAGAUGGAGCUGAGUCUCUCUCUGGAACAUGGAGCAUCUCUCUGAGGGACAGAUGGAGCUGAGUCUCUCUCUCUGGAACAUGGAGCAUCUCUCUGAGGGACAGGUGGAGCUGAGUCUCUCUCUCUGGAACAUGGAGCAUCUCUCUGAGGGAC
This is a messenger RNA of Gymnodraco acuticeps, 1086 nucleotides long. It is a transcript of the gene znhit1, whose product is annotated as zinc finger, HIT-type containing 1. NCBI's taxonomy places the organism in Eukaryota, Metazoa, Chordata, Actinopteri, Perciformes, Bathydraconidae. The transcript is spliced from 3 exons. The coding region runs from base 221 to 628 and encodes 135 amino acids. The record is from RefSeq and is a predicted model, not a curated record.